Messenger RNA from Aspergillus puulaauensis, 720 nucleotides. RefSeq names its product palmitoyl-(protein) hydrolase. The transcript is spliced from 6 exons. The record is from RefSeq and is a predicted model, not a curated record. Bases 1 to 720 code for a protein of 239 amino acids. NCBI's taxonomy places the organism in Eukaryota, Fungi, Ascomycota, Eurotiomycetes, Eurotiales, Aspergillaceae. Gene Ontology annotation, cellular component: cytoplasm. Gene Ontology annotation, biological process: protein depalmitoylation. Gene Ontology annotation, molecular function: carboxylic ester hydrolase activity; palmitoyl-(protein) hydrolase activity.
AUGUCUCGCGCACCUUUCAUCGUCCCCGCGCUGAAAAAGCACACCGCCACGGUGAUCAUGGCCCACGGUUUGGGUGACAGUGGUGCAGGAUGGGUCUCCCUCGCUCACAACUGGCGCCGACGGGGCAUGUUCGACGAAGUCACUUUUAUCUUUCCCAAUGCGCCUGCGAUUCCGAUUACAGUGAACUUUGGAAUGUCAAUGCCCGGCUGGUACGAUAUCACCAAGCUUGGCCGUGAUCUCGACUUCGAAGAAGCCAUUAAACACCAAGACGAGCCCGGUGUCCUCAAGUCCCGAGACUACUUCAACACGCUCAUCAAAGAGCAGAUCGAGCAAGGCAUCAAGCCAUCGCGGAUCGUGCUCGGCGGUUUCUCACAAGGUGGCGCGAUGUCUGUGUUCUCCGGAAUCACGGGACAGGAGAAGCUAGGUGGUGUUUUUGGUCUGUCGAGCUACAUGCUACUGAGCGACCGGAUUAAGAAUUACAUCCCAGCCGAAUUCCCGAAUAAGAAGACGCCGUUCUUCUUUGCACACGGUACUGAUGAUGACAUUGUGCCGCAUGAGUUUGGGAAGCUCUCGGCUGCGAUGGGCAAGGAGUUGGGACUUGAGGAUGUUACGUUCAAGUCUUAUAAGUACCUCACGCACUCUGCGGAUCCAGCAGAGAUUGAAGACUUGGAAGCGUUCCUUAACAAGACGAUUCCUGCCGAGAGCGAGGGCAACUUAUGA